AUGAGCGGUAUUUCUGACCAUUUUUUCGAGGACUCUCCUGUUAGUCGAAGUGCAAUAGGAAAUGUGUUGUUCAUGUGUGUUUCUCUUUCGUAUGGACAUGCAUUCGUAAAAAAUAACACAAAAAGUCAAUCGAGAAAGAGAGAUUCGGGACCGAUGGAUGCGAGUGCGGCUCAAGAACUUACGAGUCUUUUGAAUAACUUUCACAAUACGAAGAUAGAAGAAUGUUUCAAUCUGUUUCAACCGGUUCUUGGAAAACUUUGCAAUAGUACGGAAACAUAUGAUCAAGCGGAAUGCGAUCACUUUAUCAACAAUGGAAUGUGGGAUCUAUGCCAAGCUCUUCCGGAUUAUGAGCCGUGUAAUAUAAUUGAAUAUGAAUACUCAACUGACGACUAUCUCCAUCAUCCCGCUUUUUGGGCGGGUUGUGGUUUCCUCAUCGGAUUGGUUUUGGCGUUAAUUGCAAUACUUCUCAUAGCUUUUAUCUGUUCGAAAUGCAAAAAGAGAAAGGAAAAAAAGAAUGCAAAGAAUGGAAUUCCAUCUGGUUCUGGAUCAGCGUCAGUUGAAAAUGGAAAGGGAACAAAGUCGAAGGUGACGUCAUCAGAUACGAAGAACUCAUCAGAUGAGAAUAACGGGAAGCCAGCAGUCCCCAAGUCUCAAUAUAUCGCUGAACAAUUCCCAACAGCCGACGGGAAGAAAUCAGUGUUCCUCGGUGCUCAGACUAUAAUGAAGAAUCCGAAGGAUAAAACAAUGGCGAAAGGAGUGAAUAAAACAGUUGCGAAGGGAGUUGUCGACAAUAAAAAGAAGAGAAAGAACAAGCAAGGAAAGACGGUUGGAGCAUUGACUGCCAUGGAGAUCACUAUGUAUAAGUAA
Messenger RNA from Caenorhabditis remanei, 867 nucleotides. RefSeq lists its product as uncharacterized. The transcript has 5 exons. The coding region runs from base 1 to 867 and encodes 288 amino acids. Lineage: Eukaryota; Metazoa; Nematoda; Chromadorea; Rhabditida; Rhabditidae. The record is from RefSeq and is a predicted model, not a curated record.